Molecule: messenger RNA, 675 nt
Organism: Plasmodium relictum
Lineage: Eukaryota; Apicomplexa; Aconoidasida; Haemosporida; Plasmodiidae
Product: fam-h protein
Exons: 2
Coding region: 1-675 (224 amino acids)
Source: RefSeq, a predicted model, not a curated record
AUGAUAAGGAAAAGUAAUCUUAUGUGGAAUAUUUGCGUAAAUUCUGGGUACUAUUCCCAUAUAGCUAAAGAUUAUAUUGCUGAAGAUAUAUCGAAUUCAAAAAUAUACAAUAAAAAAGAGAAAAAAAAUAUAUUCAAUUUUUUUACUAAUUUUUUUAUAUUUGCCUUUUUAAUUUGGAUAUUACAGUGUUCUAAUAAUUGGAAUUCUUGCAAAACAUGGCAUCACGAAAAUGACUUAAAAAAUGUGCUAAAUUUAGGGGAUAAAAGAUCAUUAGCAGAAAAUAAGGGUGUAAUAAAACAAAGAAACGAAGGAUUGAAGUUAUAUGAAGAACAAGAUAUAAUAGAGCUAAACUUAGACUUAGAGAAUGGAAAAAUGGGAAUAGAGGAGAAUAUGGACGUAGAACAAGAAAAUGAACAAGAGAUAAAAGAGAAAAAUAAAAAAUUAAAAUUAAAAGAAAAUAUUUUAGGGAAGUGUAAAAAUUAUUUAAAACUAAUUUCUUUAUCUAUUCUUUUUCUCCUAUCAUUUUGUUCACUUAUAUUGAUUUUAAUUGACUAUGCUCAUCCCAAUUUGUCCAGGUUUGUUUGGAUUAUGAGAUCUUCUGAAGUAUCUGUAUUAAUAUUUUCAAUCCUUAUAUUGUACGAGCAAAUAAAAAAAAAACGUAAUAACAAAUCUUAA